UCUGACUUGACCAACCAGCGAUCAGCAAAACAGCAGUGUUUCGGCAGAGUUCCGAAGAAACGUCAUACAUUUUGUUAUCGUUUGAUCCAAUUUAUCUGACAACAAUAGAAUUUCCAGAUGGUAUCAAAAUUGAGAACAUAAUUGUACACAAAUGAACUUGUUGUGAAGUGCCAGUGUGUUUUGUGGAUUUAUGUGAUGCUCAUUAUGUAAAUACUUUCUCUUUUAUCGCCUAUUCGCCUGACUGACCGUGUUGCGACAUCAAAAAUGAGUCGUUAUACAAACAGAGUGUUAUAUUCAACAGUCUCGAACAGUUCUAAUGAUGAUGAAGGAUGUAUGUUGUUGAAUACUACGCAGAAUGUGAUAAUAACUGGCGCGUAUAACGGUAUUCCGCAGACUUUAAUACUUAACUUGGUGUCAUGGUCGUGCCUCAUAGUUUUGUUCACCGUACUGCGGCGUACAGCUUGGAAUUAUGGGCGAAUGGCACUGGUACAGCGCACUAAAAGUCGGUGGACGAAUUUGUUUUACCGAGGCGGAGAUGGUGACGCCUUAGUUAACAGAAGACGCAGCGCUGAUGAGUCUCUAAACAUAGACGAAGGAUUUUUCACAUGGCUGCCUGCUGUAUUUCGCCUUACUCGAGAGCAGGUACUAGCGAAAUGUGGCCCUGACGCUGUACACUACCUGUCCUUCCAAAGACAUUCAAUCACAUUAAUGUUCAUUGUCACACUAAUAUCUAUUGGUUUGAUAUUGCCUAUAAACUUCCAAGGAAAAAAUUUGAAUGUUGAUUCCAGCACUUUUAGUCGGACCACUCUGUCUAAUCUUAAUGGAAGAUCAAGUUGGUUGUGGGUACAUACCUUAAUAAGCAUCUCAUUCUUACCUAUAUCUGUUUUAAUAAUGAGGAGAUGCACUGGGCGUAAACCAGUGCCAACAUCUAUGACUGGCACAAUAAUGAUUACAAACAUUUCAAAGGCAGACAGAAAUGAGGCUACAAUAAGAGCUUACUUUGCUCACAACUUUCCUCACAUCCAAAUUGUGGAUUUGCGGCUGGCAUAUAAUAUCAAUAUGUUGAAUGAAGUGCAGGAGAAGAAGGAGAUGGUGACUGAAGCUCUUAUCUACACUGACUCAUACUUCAAGAAAACUGGGAAGCGUAUCACUGUGAAACCUACAUGGUGUGGACCUGAAGUGGACGCUCUGGAGUUCUACACUAAUGAAGAAAAGCGCCUGAAGGAUGAAGCUAAGAGAUGCAGAGCUAUGGUACUCAAUGAUCCCCUAGGCAUUGCUUUUCUCACUCUACCUUCCUAUCAGCUAGCUGAACAUGUGAUUAACAACUUUACUCUGCAUCGUGGAUGGGUUUUGACCCAUGCUACAAAUCCUUCUGACAUUAUUUGGGAAAAUAUGAGUGUCCAACCAGGUGUAUGGUACCUUAAGGCUAUUGUAGUUAACUUUUUCUUAUUUAUUGUGCUAUUCUUUUUGACAACUCCAGCCAUUAUUGUUAACCUUUUCAAUACAAUGGUGGCCAAACCUGAAACUCUUGGUAAAGUCAGUACUGUAAUUUUCGAGUUUCUUCCCACUCUACUUCUUUGGACCAUGGCUGCUGUCAUGCCUGCUAUUGUUGCUUUCUCUGAUAAAUUCUUGUCACACUGGACCAAGUCACAGCAAAACUACUCCAUUAUGACUAAAACUGUUUCUUUCCUAUUGCUGAUGACCUUAAUACUUCCCUCAUUGGGUCUAGCUAGUGCUGAAGCCUUUGUCACAUGGACGAUUAAUCACGAAAAUGACACUAUGCGUUGGGACUGCGUAUUCUUGCCUGAUAAGGGCGCGUUCUUUGUUAACUACGUCAUAACUUCGGGCUUAAUUGGAACAGCGUUAGAGUUGAUUCGCUUCCCAGAAUUGUUUCUUUAUGUAUGGUAUUUGUUACAAUCUAAAUCAAAGGCUGAAAAGAGCUACGUAAAGAGGGCCAUCCUCUAUGAAUUUCCCUUCGGAGUCCAUUACGCUUGGAGCAUAGCGAUUUUCUCAAUCACAAUGGUGUACAGUCUCGCAUGUCCUUUGAUCUCACCUUUCGGCUUACUGUACAUGAUGUUAAAACAUGUGGGCGACAAACAUAAUCUGUAUUUCGCAUACGGUCCGUGCGAUAUGAGUGGCGUCGGAGGUGGGAGGAUCCACGCGACGGCCGUGCGGCUUAUCCGAGUGUCUGUGCUACUGCUGCUCGUUAACAUGGCCGCGUGGGCUGGUCUGAGGGCAGGCUUCGAAGCCAGAACUAUCAUUCUGAUAAUGGCAUCCAUUGUAGCGUUCGGAACGUUCUUAUUGCUGAGUCCGUUCCCAAGCUGCACGCCCCCGGCUCCUCUACAGGAGGAGUCCAGUAUUAGGUUCCCGGAAUACGUGGCCCCCGCGCUGACUAAGCCCAUCGAUUCCCCUCAUAGCACGACUCCUACGACCCCGGAUUACGGAGCUUCGUCGCCAGUAACGACUCAUUCCUACAGUCCCGAUCCAAUCAAUAUAUAAAUAUUUUUUAGCCAAUUUCUUUAAUGUAUCAACUAAUUGUGUUUCCUCGCGUUUCGCUCAUAUCUUGAGAUAAUCGAAAUCGUGGAAGUAAUGGAUGGAUAUCGUUAUUUGCGAUAAGUAUCGGAGGAUUAGAGUUUUAUAUCGAUGUAAAUAACCAAUGCAAUAUUUUUAUAUAUGAACUAGCUAUAGUGGUCGUCGGCUGAAAUCUUAUGUUCGGAUCUUAAUUUUAGUGGUCACGUAUUGGUUCGUCACGUGUUUGUUGCCGACUCUUGAACUCGCACUGUUUAUUGCUGCAUAUGAUCACCAUUAUCAUGAUAACCGUUUUUCAUAUAUAUAUAAUAAACUCACACGUAAUACAAGCUGUGUAUCGUGGUUAGGUCCAUUGUAAUAUAAGGCUGGAGUUUAUUGUAAUUCUAGUAUCAUAUGUGAUUUCUAUAUCGGGGUACGUGUGACCUGAUGUUGGUAUAGCUGCCUGUGCGGUAAACGUCCCCGUUGCAACAUAAUCCAUUAUAAAUGUAGACAUAUCUUUGAUUCUAAAGACAAUAAACAGUCCAGAACAUAAGAUAUCAGAAAUGUACUAAUUUUGUGAUUGUUUUAUGGCUGUCAUUUUUUAUUUCCGUAUUUUUAGUAACUUAUUAGACGUUAAUUAUGCUGUAUUUUUUGUACAUACGAGAUCUUUCGAGUUAUAUUUAGGUGAAUACAUCGUCAUUAUCAAAUAAAUACUGAAGUCAAUCUA
This is a messenger RNA of Trichoplusia ni (cabbage looper), 3235 nucleotides long. RefSeq names its product CSC1-like protein 2 (gene Tmem63). NCBI's taxonomy places the organism in Eukaryota, Metazoa, Arthropoda, Insecta, Lepidoptera, Noctuidae. The record is from RefSeq and is a predicted model, not a curated record. Gene Ontology annotation, cellular component: plasma membrane. The coding region runs from base 265 to 2499 and encodes 744 amino acids. The transcript has a single exon. Gene Ontology annotation, molecular function: calcium-activated cation channel activity.